GCAUAUGCCAACAGGACAAUUGGUAUCUUAAUCGGUAACAUCUGAAAUCAUAUCAAGCCCUGGGAGGGUUCGCGGAGGAUUGCCGUUUUCAGAAAAUUUGAUACUGCUCACUGAUUCGAAAAAUUAAUGAGAUUAUCUUUCGCACGAAAUGGGAACAAUUGGCCGUUCCUGUGCUGAAAUGCUUGUCUUUGAAGAUAGGCCAGAUGUUUAGUCGGGUAGGGGCAAAUAAAGAGAACCGGUUCUGUCAAACUUUAUUCAAACAAAAGGAUAACUGUAUCGAAAUAUAGUCACACGCAGCAGCAUUACACCAUAUUUCCAUGCUCUCUUUUUCCAUUAUUUUAUUUUAUGCUCCUAUUAUACUUGUGAUACGUCGAAUAGUAUUUAAUACUGCGAUUUCUGUGUAUAGGCCUCUACACUAGGAGUUUCAGAAUUCCUAUCCACAAGUUCACACUUGGUUCGCCACUAUUUCGAAGUAAAGAUAGUACAAAUAGCUAUGCGUUCUCUUUUAAGCUAAAACUGUUCAUAUAUCAUAUUAUUUAUGUCUAGAUAGCAUUUCAGUUUGAAAUUGUAAAACUACCUCAAUUCAUCUGUCCCGCUCUCUCUUAGAGCCAUCUGCCGAGUUCUCCACGUAUUAACUGUGGCGGCAUACCGGAUGUUCACAUAAAUUAGUCCUAAAACAAAAUUAUUCACGUAGGUCCAGCGGUUACUUUUAACAAAAUAAAUUGCAAAAUUCAUAAAUUUCUUUACAUUACUCUUCUCAGAAUAAGUUUUAUUACGCUGAAAAUGUAUGAGUGUGCAGAUGAUUCAUACCGCGGAAGGAUACAUGCUUUAAGAAUACGUGGGCUCGGUAGUUCUUUCAGACAGAGGUAGUGAUCGGGUGUAGUUAGUGUGGUUGAGUUUGUGCGUGUUCAAGGGUUUGAGUAAAUUUGUGUGCACCAUGAGCUGGCAGGAUUAUGUAGACAAGCAGUUGCUGGCUUCUAAAUGUGUUACUAAAGCAGCAAUUGCUGGACAUGACGGAAAUGUUUGGGCGAAAUCGGAAGGAUUUGAAGUAUCGAAAGAAGAAAUUGCAAAGUUGGUGCAAGGUUUUGAGAAACAAGAUAUCUUGACGUCUUCUGGUGUCACGUUGGCUGGCAACAGAUAUAUUUACCUGUCUGGAACUGAUAGAGUUAUUAGGGCAAAACUUGGAAAGGUUGGUGUGCAUUGCAUGAAGACACAGCAAGCUGUUGUAGUUUCACUAUAUGAGGAUCCCAUUCAACCACAACAGGCAGCCUCUGUUGUGGAAAAAUUAGGGGAUUACUUAGUGUCCUGUGGAUACUAGAGGUAUAAUAGACUGUUCUCAUGUGGUGAUAUGAAGAAGCAGCAGCAGCAACAACAGAGAUGGUCGUUUUUUUCUAUACAGCGAACUGUAAUGUGCAUCAUGGUUCUGGCUAAUAAUUCAGUUUGAGUUUAAACUCAUAUGGUGAAAAUCUUGAACUGCAUUUUUCUUUUCUCAGUACCUUGUGUCCGGAUGUUUGUGGCAAAUAUUGCUUCAGUUUGCGAAUGAGGCAUUGAGCAUAUCAUGGGCUCUUGGAAGUGGACAAAUUGUUGGCAACGUUCUCCAAAGUACACUUUGGCUAGUAAUCCAAGGUGUACCUCGAAGUUCGCCUGGAAUGAAAAUUGAAGAAUUGUAGCUGAUACUAGUAUGACCAUUGCAUUUGAUACUGAGUCAUUAGGAUUUUUAUAAUCUCUAGUCCUGCUCUUUCUACCCCAUAUCUUUCCCUUUGCCGUGUGAAAUUUUGUUGAAAAUUAAUUUAUUGGCGAAGUCUUCAAUGCUUUAGAACCCAGUGUACUCAUUCCUUGUCUAUAUGUAUCACAACCAAUAAAGUCGGAAGCUUGAAUGACAAAUAUUGGUGGAGCUCAGAAGGAGGGCUAGCGCAGUGUGCGUAGUGUCUCCUGCCUGCACUGUGAUUGUGGUGUAAUUUUAAGAUGGUUUGCAGACUAUAAAUAUAAUGGAUAAAAGCUCGUUUUAGUGCUAUGUUGCUGAAAGGAUUUGUGGUGGCUUUGAUUUUUACUACGGUCUAAUUUAAACAAUAAUUAGCUUUGUAAAAGAAUUGAAUAUGGAAUUUGAGAAAUUUACCAAAAUCAAAUUUGUAUAAAAGUAUGGCAUAGUCAGUUGAAUGACUUUUACUGCAACUUUGUUGAAGUAAAAGUUUUUCAGCUAAUGUGAAAACUGGGGGAAUAUGAAUUUUACAGUAAUCUUUUUUAUGUAAAGCGUUAGUGUAGCAAAGUUUAUAUAUCUUGUUUCCUAUAAUUUAAAGAGAUAUUUUUGUCUGUAAAAUGGAAUUAUCUUGGCCCCGGCCUUUUGUGCUCUACUUCAGGGGGCGAGAGCAAUUGUGUGCCAAUUGUAUACCAACUUCAGGUUAGUCUCCUGCUGGAUUUAUACAUUUUGUACUGAUUUUAAUGACCACUGUAUUCCAGUAUUUUUCGUUAUUCUUAUGAAUUGUACUGUUCCCCUUCAGGGCCCCCAAUAAAAAUUAAUCAAAAAGUGUGUUGUAUUUAUUUCAUUUAAGUCAAGACCUAGAUUUUUCUUGUUAAACCUCUUCCAAAUUUAGUAUUGUUCUCAGUAGUUCAGGGUAUACUUUUGCAUUUCUUUAUUUUUACUUACAUAUUUGUGCAAUAUGAACUCAAUUGUUUAUGCAUUAAACAUGAUUCUGAAAUAAAAUUUUUCUGCUCAUGUAAGAGAAGCCAUGUCUGUUUUGUUAGCUGUUUCUUUCACCACACUUAAUGUAAUUGUUAUAAAUUUUUCAUAAGUAUAAAAACUUUUACUUUUA
Molecule: messenger RNA, 2810 nt
Organism: Schistocerca gregaria
Lineage: Eukaryota; Metazoa; Arthropoda; Insecta; Orthoptera; Acrididae
Gene: chic
Product: profilin
Exons: 4
Coding region: 938-1318 (126 amino acids)
Cellular component (GO): cell cortex
Molecular function (GO): actin monomer binding
Source: RefSeq, a predicted model, not a curated record